AUGUCCCCAGCUGUGAAAAAUACCCUUUCGCUGGACACAGAGGUAGCAGAAAAACCUUUUAUCCGUUCAAUAUGUGGUAAUGGUUUUACACAAAAUUGGAGUUUGAAAGUGCACAUGAGAACACACACUGGUAAAAAACCUUUUUCCUGUUCAACCUGUGGUAAAGGUUUUACAGAAAGUCAAAAUUUGAAAAGACACAUGAGAACACACACUGGUGAAAAACCUUUUACCUGCUCAACCUGUGGUAAAGGUUUUACAGAAAGUCAAAAUUUGAAAAGACACAUGAGAACACACACUGGUGAAAAACCUUUUUCUUGCUCAGAAUGUGGUAAAGAUUUUGUACAAAGUCCCCUUUUAAAAGCACACAUGAGAACACACACUGGUGAAAAACCUUUUGUCUGUUCAAUCUGUGGUAAAGAUUUUACAGAAAGUCGAUGGUUAAAAGUGCACAUGAGAACACACACUGGUGAAAAACCGUUUUCCUGUUCAGUCUGUGGUAAAGGUUUUACACAAAGUCAUCAUUUAAAACUGCACGACAGAACACACACUGGUGAAAAACCUUUUUCCUGUUCAAUCUGUGAUAAAGGUUUUACAGAAAACUGGUGUUUGAAAGUACACAAGAGAACACACACUGGUGAAAAUUCACAUUCCUGUUCAAUCUGUAACAGAAGCUUUUGUCAACAAUCAAAGCUUGUAGCACACAUGAGAAGACACCCAGGAGAGAAAGUGUUGAGUUGCAGUGUGUGGUGA
Molecule: messenger RNA, 750 nt
Organism: Nerophis ophidion (straightnose pipefish)
Lineage: Eukaryota; Metazoa; Chordata; Actinopteri; Syngnathiformes; Syngnathidae
Product: gastrula zinc finger protein XlCGF8.2DB-like
Exons: 3
Coding region: 1-750 (249 amino acids)
Biological process (GO): regulation of transcription by RNA polymerase II
Molecular function (GO): RNA polymerase II cis-regulatory region sequence-specific DNA binding; DNA-binding transcription factor activity, RNA polymerase II-specific
Source: RefSeq, a predicted model, not a curated record